AAAUAAUUGGGAUUAAAUGAAAUAAAGAAAAAAAGAAAAAAACAAUUCCCCAAAAUUUAGGGUUUUUUUUUUUUUUUUUAAUUUUUUUAUUUUUUAAAAUUGAAAACGAAAUUGCAAGGCAGUGGAGAGACCUAUAAAUUUGGGGCGUCGAUUGAGGGCCGAUCAUGGUGGUGGAGAAGGCGUUCCGAUGAUUUUUCAUAGCCAUUAAUUUGAUCCCAACACGGAGAGAUUUUUCUGUUCUUCGUUCUUUUUGAUUUCUUUUUACCUCUAUUUCUACAUUCUUUCGCUUCUUUAUUCUAUCAUUCAAUCCAUUCUCUGAGAUUUUAUACUCUUCUUCUUCUUCUUCUUCUUCAUCAAUGGCGUUCAAGAAAACCCUAGCUCACCGUCUCUUUAACCUUUCCAAAAUCUCCGCGCAAUCCCUUACCAAAUGCCGGAUUUCCUCUUCUUCCCUUGCUGUUCGUGUUCCUCCCAAUACUAAUACUUCCAACAUUGCUCAUGAUCCGGGAGAUCAUUCCGUGUUUCGUCGUUUUCUUCACAAGCGGGCGGUUUUUACCCAGCCGGCGAUUUCGCCGGAGCUUCGGGAGUUGGCAGCCGGAGGGAACAUUGUCGAGAAGUUUAAAUCUUUAGGGAUUGCACCAGAUCGUAUCCGACUUGAUUGCCUGCGUCCUCCUGCUUCGGAGACGUUGGCUGUGGAUCGGGAUAGGUCCGACGUGAAGAAUGGAUUGACAGUGGAGGAUGCGAGGAAGUUGCUUAGGGUAACGCGGAUGGAGAUGGUGAAGAGAAAUUUGAGAGAGAUUCAGAAAUCGUGGAUUCCGUAUACGGAAUUCAUUAGGGUUUGUUGUCAGGGGUGUGAUGAUUCUGAUCAGGGACUUGAGAUUGCUCAAAUGCUUGAUGAAUCUGGGACUGUGAUUGUUUUAGGAAACGUGGUGUACCUCAGGCCUGAACAGGUAGCUAAAGCCAUUGAAGGCCUAAUCCCCUUACCAUCAGUCAUUCCAAAUGAUGCCAUAAGGGAAGAGCUUGAAGCAAUGGAGAUCCAGAAAGCUGCAAUCGACAAACGAGCCGAAGCACUCACACGACGAGAGCUCUGGUGUGGGUUGGGCUUCCUAGUGGCUCAAACAGCUGCAUUCAUGAGGCUCACCUUCUGGGAGCUCACUUGGGAUGUCAUGGAACCAAUUUGCUUCUAUGUCACCUCAGGUUACUUCAUUGCUGGUUAUACAUUCUUCCUCAAGACCUCGAAAGAACCAUCAUUUGAAGGCUUCUUCCAAAGCCGGUUUAGCACAAAGCAGAAGCGACUGAUGAAGCUUCAGAAUUUCGAUAUCGCUCGUUACAACAAACUCCGAAGAGCCUGUUUUCCAAACUCCUCAGCUCCAGAACUUCCUUCUUCUUCAGAUUCUAUGGUGUAUGAUAAUUCAACAAAGAUGCAGUUGGAAUCUAUACAUCAUUAAAAAAGAAAAUUACAAACAGCUUUAAAAUAAAGAAAAGUAUACGUAGUGUGCGAUGUUUAAGCUGUUUCUUUUUCUUCACUGCUACCUUCUAUAACUUUCAUUAGGUCCGGCGGCAGCUUUGUAAAACAGAGUACAUAGAAUUAUCAUUCACUCUUCUAACAAAAAAACUGAAUCCUUUUUCUUUUCUUAUUUAAUACAAGUUAAAAAUUAGGUUGGCUGAGAA
Molecule: messenger RNA, 1668 nt
Organism: Cucumis melo (muskmelon)
Lineage: Eukaryota; Viridiplantae; Streptophyta; Magnoliopsida; Cucurbitales; Cucurbitaceae
Product: calcium uniporter protein 2, mitochondrial
Exons: 2
Coding region: 357-1445 (362 amino acids)
Biological process (GO): mitochondrial calcium ion homeostasis; calcium import into the mitochondrion
Cellular component (GO): uniplex complex; mitochondrial inner membrane
Molecular function (GO): calcium channel activity; uniporter activity
Source: RefSeq, a predicted model, not a curated record